Messenger RNA from Colletotrichum karsti, 1494 nucleotides. RefSeq names its product 6-hydroxy-D-nicotine oxidase. The transcript is spliced from 3 exons. The record is from RefSeq and is a predicted model, not a curated record. Bases 1 to 1494 code for a protein of 497 amino acids. Lineage: Eukaryota; Fungi; Ascomycota; Sordariomycetes; Glomerellales; Glomerellaceae. Gene Ontology annotation, molecular function: FAD binding.
AUGAAGUGUUCGGCAUUAGUCCUCGGCGCGUCCGCUGCUUUCGCGUCUCUCUCAGAAGCUGUCCUCCUUAACAACACCAUGACUGAUGUUGCUUGUGACAUUCUUGAGGCCACCGGCCUCAAGGUUCUGCGCCCCGGUACCGAGGCUUACCAGUCGCGAGAUGAGUCCUACUUCUCUGUCUCAGCUCAGUUGAGUCCGUACUGCAUUGUGCAGCCCACGUCCGCCGCGCAAGUUGCUCUCGCAGUCACUGCUUUGAAGACGACUGCUUGCAACUGGGCCAUUCGCGGUGGUGGCCACAUGACAUGGGCUGGCGCGUCGAACAUCGAUGAGGGUGUUACCCUCGAUAUGGGGCUGAUCAACCAUGUCGAGUACUCCCCCGAGACCAAGGUUGCCAGUAUCGGUGCUGGUGCUCUCUGGCGCGACGUUUACUCGGCGCUCGCGCAACACGGCGUUACUGCCCCUGGCGGUCGCACCUCGACUGUCGGUGUCGCUGGUUUCCUCACUGGCGGCGGUAACAACUUCUUCAGCGCCGAGGUCGGCUUGGGUUGUGACAAUGUCGUCAACUUCGAAGUUGUCCUUGCCAGCGGCGAGAUCGUCAAUGCCAACAGGGAGACCAACUCUGACCUCCACAAGGCACUCAAGGGCGGCUCAAGUAACUUCGGAAUCGUGACUCGCAUCGACAUGCAAACCGUCGAUGUCGUUGAGAUUUGGGGCGGCCAGGUCGUUUACCCUCUCAACACCACGGAGCAGCACAUCGCCGCUUACGUCAAAUGGGUCGACAACAUCCCCAACUAUACCAAAGGCUCAGCUGUGACGUUCUGGGCGUACUCGCCUGCCGCUGGAACCGUCGUCUCCGCCGCCCUUCACGAUACCUCCAACGCGGAGUGGGCACCGGCGUACGAUGACUUCCGCACCAUCCAACCCCAUUCCAUGGACACGUUGAGACACGACAGUCACUUGAAUAUGACCGUCGAGCUUGAGGAGCCCACUGGCUACCGCCAGAUCUGGAUUACUCUCACGGGCAAGAACGACGCUCGCUUCAUCCGCCGUGCCGUUGAGGCACAGGCCAAGUUCAUCGACGGCUGGAAGUCUUCUCAGGAUGCCGACUUCCUAAACUACAUCACGUUCCAAGCUAUGCCUACUCUCCUCUUUGACCACUCGGUUGAGAAGGGCGGAAAUGCCAUCGGCAUGGAUCGCGAGAGCGGCAACGCCAUCCUUUUCCAGAUGCAGCACAUGGUUCGCUCCGCCGACGCCGAGGCCGAGGCUCGCAAGCAGCUGGUUGCCAUGCGCCAGGAGUUGAAGGACUACUACAUCUCUGAGGGCAUUGAUGUCGAGUGGGAGUACCUUGGGUACGCGGAUGGGACUCAGGAUCCUCUCAGUACCUACGGUGCCAGCAACAUUCAGCUUCUGAAGGAUGUUGCUGCCAAGUACGACCCCGAGCAAGUUUUCCAAAAGAGAGUUCCGGGCGGGUUCAAGAUUUCUAAUGUUGUCUAA